Molecule: messenger RNA, 2442 nt
Organism: Dioszegia hungarica
Lineage: Eukaryota; Fungi; Basidiomycota; Tremellomycetes; Tremellales; Bulleribasidiaceae
Exons: 5
Coding region: 1-2442 (813 amino acids)
Biological process (GO): regulation of DNA-templated transcription
Molecular function (GO): sequence-specific DNA binding; zinc ion binding
Source: RefSeq, a predicted model, not a curated record
AUGGCAGCUAGCCCGAGCAUACAGCUCACUCUCGAUUCCAUUAUAGAUUCUUCAGAUCCAGCUCAGCCACCUGCCGAUGUCGAAGCUACAGCCAGCGCAACGCAGGAUGACUCGGCUCCUCCGUCCGUAGGCGGGGGCGGCGGCGGCGAGGGAUCGGACGCUGGCUCCACCCAGCCCAAACGCAAGCGGACUCGGAAACCCCUCCCCAAAGGCUCCGCGGCCGAUUUCAAGCGAAAAGAGGCCAAUCGCCUCGCGGCCGAACGAUCUCGCUCCCGCGUCGCUGAGAAGCGUAUCGCCCUCAACAAGGCAUAUGCGCUGCUCAAGACGGAGCACGAUGGUCUGGCGGAGGCGAUAGCGGAGAUUGAGGCGGUAGCGAACGAGGCUACGGCGGAGAUUGAGCGUAAAGCCAGGGAGGAACGGGAGCAGCGUGAGCAGCGCGAGGUGGAAGCCCAGGUGGAGGCGGCGAUUGCGGUGGCGCAGCAAGAGAUGGAGAGUGGUGGCGGGGAGAGGGAUGAGAGGAGUAUUCUCCAGGCACUGAUGUCGGGCGGCAUGGGGAUGGAGGCGUUUGAUGGCGUAGGCGACGAUUGGGUCCAGGGCGUCGAGAAUCUCAUGAAGGAGGUGGAGACGUCUGGGCGCCUGGGGGAGCUGGCGGCGGUAGCGGCUGUGCCUGCUGAUCAGGAGGAGGAGCAAGCGCAGGAGCAGGCGCAGGAACAGGAACAGGCGCAGCACGACCUGGCUAUCGACCCGCAGUUGAUGGAGCCUGCGCCGCCGGCCGAGAGGGAAGUUCCAGCGGAGGACAAGGGCGAGUCGGAGGAUACUCUGGGCAAGUUCGCCGAAGAGCUCCUCGACGACAAGAUCGACCUCAACCUCCCCCAGAAAAUGCACGAAUUCAGCUACAACUCGGCCGAAGCGGCUUCGGCUACCGCCAGUGCCGUCGCGGUCGUCCUCAAUGCCGAAAUCGAAAAGUCUGUCCGGGACGAGGUGGCGCUCGCUCGCGCGGCGGUAGCGCGGAUCGGAAAGGAGAUCGCCAAGGCGAACGGCGAGGAUGUGGAGGUCGCCGAUGGGUCGGUGAUACUGCCAGAGGAUAUCUCUACGUCUAGCCAAGAAGCGGUCGAUGGCCUUUUGGUCACAGUAGACGAAAAGCGGAUGGCGCUAGAGACGGAAGUCGAGCUGCUGAGAGCACGAGUGUUGGUGGCGAGGCAGGCCAAAGGCGCCGAGGAGGAUAAAGUGGCCAAGUGUGUGGAAGAGCUACAUCGGAUAGCGAUGGCGGUGGAUGAGGAGGAGCGCGGGAAGAUUAUGGAGAUAUUAAAGUCUAUACGCGGUCAUAUCGGGAAUAAUAUCUGGGGACUGGAAGAAGAGCCUACUCCGGAUGACACCCUCCACGGCACGGCCUUCUCUACAUCAGCCAUCGCCCGGCGGCGUCGUGGCCGACCCCCGAAGAACAGCUUCCCUCUUCGAUACAACCACGCCUCCAUGAUCUAUCCUACCCUCCCUCUCGACUCUCCCAUCUCCACCGCCAACCUCAUUCCCGAUACCUCGGGUCCCCAAAAACGCAAACGCGCGCCGCCCGGACUACACGCCAAAAACAAGCUCGCCCGCGAAGCGGCCGCCGCGGCUGCCGCUGCGGCCUCAGCUAUCGGUCCGGUCGACACCCUCUCUGCGGCCGGGGCGGAAGAGUACAUCUUGUCCCAUCUGAACGCAACAGCGGCGAGCCAGGCAUCUGGGCAGAGGGAGGGUCCGGAUGGACUCCCCCUGGAUCCGGCUUUCCAGAGUGAAGAGUGGACGGAGGCGGUGUUGGCAAAGUUGAAGAAGGGCGGACCGGGGAGUUGCGAUAUUUGCGCGAGAACAGAGACGAGUGUGUGGAGGAAGAUUCUUGUUGGCGGGGAAGAUUAUAGGGUGUGCAACGCCUGUGGCCUAUACCAUCGUAAAUUCGGCGUCAUCCGUCCGCCUUCACUGUGGGGAGAUGGCGAAGCGGUCAAAAAGCGCCGGGCGGCCAACGGACCAGAGGACGGCCGUCGGAAUCGCAAAGUCAAAAAGAUGCUUCAAAACGCCGACGAAAUGAAAGAACAAGCGCAGGCAGAGGCGGAAGGAGCGGCAGAGGCGGGUCCUAUAGAUCCCGCCAUCAUCGCUGAGGGGGAACCGUCCGCGCUGGCGGUACCCGAGGCGAACGGACCAGGUGCGCUAGGAGAGGAUGAGGAGGAUAUGGGGGAGGGAUUGGGGAUGGGGAAUGAAGAGAUGAUGCGGCUGGCAAAAGCAGGAGAUGCGCUGAAUGCCCUCGAAGGGUCUAUGAGGGAUGAUGGGUUGGAAGGCGGAGUGGGGAUGGGUGAGGCGCCACAUGUGGAUAUGGAUGAGACGGGGUUUGAGACGAUUGAGGAAGAGUUGCGGGGGUUACAUGGGGAGGGGCUCUUUGCGGGCAUGGAGGAGUCAUGUGUUGUACGCUAG